GUAGUGUGCUUACAUUUGCUGAUUCUGCAUAUAUCAUAUUGGGAUCCAGAGUAUUGUAGCCACACGCAAAAGAAUGCAGACCUGCUUUUCACCAAACGUGCGCCUGGCGCGGCCCGGUGCUCUUCGCUCUGCGCGCACAUCUAGCCUCGUUGUUGUCCGCUCCAAGGGCUUUGGUUCAGAGACGGCCAAGCAGAAGGAGGCCGAGGCUGAGGCAAGCACCUCCAAGCCGUCGGGCGAUGGGGAUGCCGCGGCUCUGGAGGCUCUGGAGGCCCGUAUUAAAUCCCGGCGCAAGGGGCGUGUUGAGCCCAAGGUCAAGGUGAACGCACCUGCCGUGGAUGUCGCCACCGGCAAGGCGCCUGUGGAUGCCGCCAGCGAGGCGGAGCAGAGCUACCUCACCUUCCUGAGCAUCUACUUCAUCUGGACGCUGGUGCUGGGGCUGGCGCUGGCGGGCGCGGGCUUCCUGCCUGAGGCGAUGGACAUUUGGAUCCAGGACAACCUCUACCCCAACUACAGCUGGGUGAUCCUGGGCUUCCUGGGCCUGUCCUCGCUGUACGGCCUGUACAAGACCGGCAAGCUGCCCGGACAGAUCCAGAAGCAGUAGACAGGCGGGCGGGCGCGGCUACAAGACACAGCCCGGAGGGGAGCUGGGCGGGAGCUGAAAGGGAGCUGGACACUGGAGGAGGCCAGUGGAGGAGGCAGCUGGGGAGCAGACCCAGAUGCGAGGCUGGCGGGGGGUUGUAUGGGAGAGGGGCUUGGACAUGCGGGGAGUACUCGGGGGGGGGGGGCGUGGCGUGCCGGGCGUGUGGUGGCGCUGGGAUGUUAAUGGAUGGCGCAGGGUGGUGGUGACGCAGUGCACAUGCCGGUGGACACGGCACAAACUGCAUGCUGGCAUUGUUUCCGGCAGCUGAGCGCAGGCACAGCCAACAUUUUCCUGGAGUUGGCUGGACUAAAGUUUCUAUUGCAGAGCGAGAAGCGACCUCGACGCGCUAGGACAGGGAAGCCCGCGCUAGGGCGUUUACAUGAUCCUUCAGGGGAGAACGAGUCCUCGGCAGGCGGGUGGCCAAGGGUGGAUGCGGCAGCACCGUGCGGUAGGCUUGGGGCGCUCCAUCACCGGUGGCACCGGGGCCAAGCAUACAUCGCUAAGAAGGAUGCACUUUGGGGAACAUGGAGGUGUCGUAAUCAGGAUUCGAGUGAGUGAAGUCAGAUGUGGAAGGCUGUAGUCAGGAAGAGUGGAGUCAUAAGAGAUACGGCAGGCAUACAUACUGCCCCAGUAAACCACAAGACGUCAAGACGUGGCACCAGGGGAGGCGUGGCACUUUGGCACGUGGCAUACCUGGCGGUCCCAACACGCAUGCUAGCUUGGAUUUCCGGCCCUCUCUGCUCGCACACAGCGCGCACUUUUACCAUCUGGCACCA
Molecule: messenger RNA, 1416 nt
Organism: Chlamydomonas reinhardtii
Lineage: Eukaryota; Viridiplantae; Chlorophyta; Chlorophyceae; Chlamydomonadales; Chlamydomonadaceae
Exons: 5
Coding region: 74-601 (175 amino acids)
Source: RefSeq, a predicted model, not a curated record